This is a messenger RNA of Mixia osmundae IAM 14324, 948 nucleotides long. RefSeq lists its product as uncharacterized. Gene Ontology annotation, cellular component: cytoplasm. Gene Ontology annotation, molecular function: isomerase activity. The transcript has a single exon. The record is from RefSeq and is a predicted model, not a curated record. Bases 1 to 948 code for a protein of 315 amino acids. Lineage: Eukaryota; Fungi; Basidiomycota; Mixiomycetes; Mixiales; Mixiaceae. Gene Ontology annotation, biological process: biosynthetic process.
AUGCCUCAACGAUACAUCCAGUACGAUCUGCUUGACGUCUUUGCGACCGAUGCAGGUCCAUACUCUGGCAAUCCGCUCGCCGUCUUCCACGACGGACAGGAUCUGUCGACGGCGCAAUGUCAGACACUCGCCCGUGAGCUCAAUCUGUCCGAAGUGACAUUUCCAUCGAACGUGCAAGCGAGCAGCUAUGAUGUCCGCAUCUUCACGCCCGGUCAGGAGCUCCCCUUUGCCGGUCAUCCGACGCUGGGCACAUGCUCUGCACUCCUCAAAGCUGCCAAACUCAGCAGACCGGCCAAAGAUGCUGUUCUACAGCAAAGCUCGCGUUCGGGCAUCACUCGUCUGGCAGUAGCAGCCGAAGAUGAGCAGUCUGUCACCGUAGCUAUGACAGCAAAGGCCAGCCUCAUCACUGGCAGGCUGCCUGUGAAUGCUCAGCUCGCAAAGACAGCGUUCAAUCUUGCCAACGCACCCAUCGCCCUUCGGCGAGCAGGAUGUGGUCUCAACUGGCUCUGCAUGCAUGUACCGGUGCAUGAGCUUGCUUCAAUCAUAGUGGACACCAAGCAGCUCGGCGCGUGGUCGGAAGACGUCAAGGCAUCGGCUGACGCGCAAGAUGUCGUUGGCAAUUGGCUGAGCGGUUGUGCUGUCUUUGCGUUGGAAGACACCAUCGAGGGGCAGGUGAGUUUGAAGGUCAGGGUCUUUUUUGUGGAGCAUGGCAAUGUCAUCGAAGACCCUGCAACGGGAUCGGCUGCUCUUGCGCUAGGCCUCGUGUUGCAUGCUGAAGGUCACCUGGCGAGCAUCUCUCAGGGCGGCAAAUACUCUAUCGAUCAAGGCGCUGCCAUCGGCAAGCCAUCUCGCUUGGACGGUCACUACAAUGAAGAUGGUACAGUCACAGUACAAGGCAAAUCAAUCGUCGUCGGUCGUGGUCAGCUUUUGAUUCCAAACGCGAACUAG